Thamnophis sirtalis is the source of this 1897-nucleotide messenger RNA. NCBI's taxonomy places the organism in Eukaryota, Metazoa, Chordata, Lepidosauria, Squamata, Natricidae. The record is from RefSeq and is a predicted model, not a curated record.
AGGGAGGCGCUCAGCCUCCGGCGCUUCCUCGGCUCCCGUUAGCAGACAGCGCUGAAGCUCGGGCUUGCGAAGGCGGCGGUUCUGCGGCUGUGCGAUGUCGGAAUUGCGAACAGCGGGACCCGGCCCAGGGAUGACGCCUGGCGGACCAGGGACCCCCAUAACCACCGGCCCAGGAGGAACCUGCGGACCUGGCCCCGUGACCCCGCUGCCAUCGCCGGGGCCAAGUGCCGGAAAAGGUGACGCCGGAGGAGGGACACUGGGCCCUGGGGGACCGGCCCCUGGGGGGGUGACGAACGCUCCAGGGGGGAGCUCUUCUUCCGCUUCCGGGUCAACGAGCUCAACUUCCGGGGCAGCUCGGGAAGGCUGGCUUUUCAAAUGGACCAAUUACAUCAAAGGGUAUCAGCGGCGAUGGUUCGUUCUGAGCAAUGGGCUUCUCAGCUACUACAGAUCCAAAGCAGAGAUGCGACACACCUGCCGUGGAACCAUCAACUUGGCCACAGCAAACAUCACUGUGGAGGACUCCUGUAAUUUCAUUAUUUCCAACGGAGGGGCACAGACCUACCACUUGAAGGCUAGCUCAGAGGUUGAGCGGCAGCGCUGGGUCACAGCUCUGGAGCUGGCCAAAGCAAAAGCAGUUAAAAUGCUGGCAGAAUCAGAUGAGUCAGGUGAUGAAGAAUCUGUAUCCCAAACUGACAAGACAGAACUACAGAAUACUUUGCGCACCCUCUCCAGCAAGGUGGAGGAUCUCAGCACAUGUAACGAUCUGAUUGCCAAACAUGGAACAGCUCUUCAGCGCUCGCUCAGUGAACUGGAGACUCUGAAGUUACCUGCUGAGAGCAAUGAGAAGAUCAAACAAAUCAACGAACGUGCCACGCUCUUCCGCAUCACUUCCAAUGCCAUGAUUAAUGCUUGUCGAGACUUCCUAAUGCUGGCCCAGACACACAGCAAGAAAUGGCAGAAAUCUCUACAGUAUGAGCGUGACCAGCGUAUCCGGUUGGAGGAGACCCUAGAACAGCUGGCUAAGCAACACAAUCACCUGGAAAGAGCUUUCCGUGGAGCUACAGUCCUACCCGCCAAUGCACCUGGCAACAUGGAUUCCUCGAAAGAUCAGUGUUGCUCAUCAAAGGGUGAUAUGAGCGAUGAAGAUGAUGAUAAUGAGUUCUUCGAUGCUCCCGAGAUCAUCACCAUGCCCGAAAGCAUGGGACACAAACGAACAGGCAGCAACAUCAGUGGCGCCAGCAGUGACAUCAGUCUUGAUGAGCAGUACAAACAUCAGGGAGAAGAUACUAAGAAGGAGAAGAGAACUCGGAUUCCACACAAACCAAAUUACAGCCUAAAUUUAUGGAGCAUCAUGAAGAAUUGCAUUGGCAAGGAACUCUCCAAGAUCCCCAUGCCGGUUAAUUUCAACGAGCCAUUAUCCAUGCUGCAGCGUCUCACAGAAGACUUGGAAUACCACGAUUUGUUGGACCGGGCUGCCAAAUGUGAGAACUCCUUGGAGCAGCUCUGCUAUGUGGCAGCUUUUACUGUAUCGUCCUACUCCACGACUGUCUUCCGCACUAGCAAGCCAUUCAACCCUCUCUUAGGAGAAACGUUUGAGCUAGACCGAUUAGAAGAAAAUGGCUAUCGUUCCAUCUGCGAACAGGUGAGCCACCAUCCUCCAGCUGCUGCUCAUCAUGCUGAUUCCAGACAUGGUUGGACCCUUCGGCAGGAGAUUAAAAUCACCAGCAAGUUCCGUGGCAAAUACCUCUCAAUCAUGCCACUUGGUGAGUCCUGGUCACUUUUGUGGCCUGCUAUUUUAGGAAGGCAUAGGCAAUUAAUAUAACUAUUAACACCUAAUAAUCAUAUUAGUACAAAGUCUGGUAUUUCCAGCUUUUUCCUAACUAGACAUAAACAUGUG